CGUCAUCCGCGUCGCACGGCCUUGGCGUACUGCCCAAGCGCACUUCGAGCGGGAUUCAUUCCGAUUGGCACUUUGGCCAUUGUGCCUGGCUGCCAUGUUUUGUUAACUGUGGGGUGUGUUGAGGUGGAUUUUCGGCAGCAGAACAUCAGCCCCGUUUGUAAGCAGUUACGAUGGGGGUCUGCAACAAGAAGACGAAAAAGGACACCGACUACUAAAUAACUACCAACAACUAAACAAGACACCACUAAACUACUGACUAAUCCACACACGCUCACACACUUAUAUUCGCGAAGUAAAACGACCACCACCAUCAAAACACACACACACGCGCAGCAGCUAAUGAUGCGUCUGAUUAUUUGCCCAGCCACGAAGAAUUUUUUAUACCAUGUGUAGGAGAAGAGCAAUAGUUAGUCGCAGCCACCCACACGCUCGUACUUCUGCAGGACGGCAGGAUCCAAGCUGCCAAGGAGGCGCCAAACGAGCGAAGAACGCGCGCCGCACCGGCACGCGUGAGCUAUUUUGAAGUCCACGCAUGGCCAUCGUCGCCCUUCGCAAUCGCAGCUAAAAUAUAUUAUGAAGUAUCCGCAACUGGUGUCCAUGCCAUCGGCCGUCUCUGAUUGGCUUGAAGAGCAGUUGGAAGCGCGCGGAAUCGACGCCGUCGUCUACACGCGUUACGUCUUGAGCUUAUUGUACCGCGACCCCGUCGAUAUCAUUUGUCCCGACCAGGACCUCCAUAUCACUCAUCCAAACAAGGAAGUGAGACGUGCUGGAGGCGGUAGAAAACGCCUCUGCCGUUCGAGCGACUACUCGCAUUGGGGGCAUGCCGACGCAGAUCGACUUAAACGUUCGGCAGCCGUUGAAUGUCUGAAGUCCGCUUCUGAUCAGAAAUGUGGCAUUGAAUCGCUCGUGGAUGAACUCUGUGCUAAGCUGAAGGAGAUCCAGCGCGAGGGUGAAGUCGUCAGCGUCGAGGAACCGCGGAUUGCAAAGGAGACAAAGGCCGUCCGCAUCCCGAAGAAGCUCUCCGAGCGUGACUCGGCCCGGCGUUACUACGCCGCGUUUCCGGCGUUAGCGCGCACUCCCUCGAACCCGAGCCCGAAGCUGGUCCACUUUAUACCGAAGUGGCUCGGCUCGCCAAAGCGACGCAUCGCGGGUAAAAAGUCUCAGCGUGGUGCCGCCAGUCUGGAGGAAAAGUUGCACUGCAAGCAGGAAGCGGAAAUGAAGGCGCGCUCGACUGGUAAGCACCGUUUUAACUAUUUUUCGCGCGGCGUUGCUGGCGGGCACAAAGAACAAGCGCGCAGGGAGGCUGAACCGCUGCAACACUCCGCCGUGAUGAACGAGGAGGCGAUGUACGAAGACCUGCCGGUGCUUGGCGAUAUUCGCGACUUGCUUGAUUCGCCAUCGCCACCGUCGACAAUGAUGCCCGUCGAUUUGAUGAACCUGGCGAACAUGACCGACACGGGCAGCAAUAAGUUUCUGCAGUGUGGCACCAAUAUUAUUAGUUCCAUUUGGUCCACGAGUAAGGACUCGCUGCAGCCGGUUGAUCUGGAUCAUGAAUUCAGCAACAUUCGCAUUGAUCACGGUGUUUGGGCGUCACCGCCGCAGUCGUUCUUUGACGACGAGAGCGGUGGUGAUGAGUGGAGCUAUACAAUGCAGCGUUGGUCUGAUGGUUACGAACAGGAAAGCCUCGUAGCUAAAAGUUUGCUUAAACUGAAUCACAAUCGCGACGAUAGUUGUUUCGCUGAGGUUCGCCCGCGCAGUCGCUUUACUGUGCGCGCUAAUCAAGCGCCCGUCUUGAGUCCCCGACCUGUGGAAGAUGUGGAAGCGGAUGCGCUUGUGCCGAAAGAUGAUCUCUUGCACUCGGACAGUAGUCACUUUAAGCCGAUCAAUGAAAAAGCCGAGGCCAAGAAUCGUGUGUACGCCAACGGCACUACUUUUGCCAUUCAUGCUAACUUGGACGUGGUGGCAUUCCAGCGCAGCGAGAGCGGCACUUUGUUUCUGCAAGAGUCCGGGUGCAAUAAGCGCUAUCAGGAGUAUAAAAAGGAUCUGUCGAACAACAAUUUGCGCCUGAAGUUCAUUGUUAAUCCGAAUGAUAAAGGCUGUCAGACAGACGCUGCAGACUUGGAUGUUUCACUCUCGCGAUUGGCUUUUACACUCACCGACUGUGAUGUGUACAGCGAUGAUAUCGAUGCGUACUUUGAUGAGCAGCUCUCGGAUGCCGAGUCGUCGGAGCAACGCCCCGAUAGCAUGAUGGCGGAGCUUUUUGGCAAGGAGCAUAAAUGCGAGCAGUGUUGCGGCGAUUCGCCGUGGUCACAGCGUCAGCAACUUGCCGGAAGUGCGGCCAGCUCCAACAUCUGGAACGGCGAAAUAUGCAUGUCGUGUUUGCGCGCCAGCCACUCUUCCGACGGCGGUGCGUUCAAGGUGACCCCGCUGGAGGAGCGUCAGCAGUUGCGCGAGGACAUUCAGGAGGACGGCGAACAACUGCUUUCCGAUUUGAGCAGCCUGCAGAAGAGCUACAUGGAAGAAGAUCUACCCUUUGCUGAGAAUACUUGCGACAUUGGAGCACUCAUCUGCUCCACCAACGAUGACGAUGACGACGACGACCAUGGCAACGUACACGGAAACACCGCCGCGUGGAGGCAGUUACGGAUCAAGCACAACAGUGGCGGCGUGCCGAUACAUUCGGCGUCUUUCAGCUUCGCUACACGCCUGCAACAGGACUGUCUGCUGAAAAUGGCCACGAUUCCGACACUCCGCUCGGUUACUUUGUAAUUUUAGUUGUUUCGUUUUUUUUUAUUUACGCAACUAUUCAAAAGUGCGCAAACGUUUGCAAGCAGGAUUAUUUCCCAGAUUUUUAAAUACGCACGCAAAUUAUGCACGUGCUAGACGAAUAAGCCGACCUCAGGAAUCUCGGGAAAUAACAAAGUAAAGAUAUAUUUUUGUUGCGUGUUAUGAUAUGCAUAUUAUCUGUAACAAUCAAAACAGCAAACUUACAUAAAUUGAAAAUAGUUUUUAUUGUAGGCAAAGUAUGAUUUGAAACCAUAAAUUAGCAAAUUUUUUCGAUGAGAAGGUAAAAAAAAACACACACAAAAGAUGCGUUUAGAGAACGUAAUAAGAAAUGAUGGCGACUUCUUGCACUGGCCGAAUAUAUUUUUUCCCAAAAGGCGCCGAAACCUAUAACGAAGUCGCCCCAGUAUCUAAAUAUUUAAUUUGUAAAUUAUUCUAUAUUCUAUAAACAUGUUUUAUCAUUUUUAAUUCUAACGAUUGUAUGUGCAGUAGGAAUAAUAACAGGAAAACGAGCGACGCAGAACACACAAUUGAUGAGCGUACAGAUGGAAAAGAAAGAUGAUAAUUUAAAUAAUUUUAAAGCAGAACAUGUUAACCGAGUUUAAGUUAAUGUGGCAUCUGCGGCAGGAGAGAUAGUUGUUGUGGGAGGAAUGAAAAUUAAAGGUUUAAAUGUACUUAGUUGAAUACUGCUUGAAUUUCUUUAUGCGAAACAGCGAAUCGGUAGUUGAUUAUAGCAAGAUGAACUACACGACAUUGAUAGGUAAUAUUCAAGCAUAAAAUUAAAAACAAAAAAAUACACAAAAUAAUGAAAAACAAAUAUUUAAUAACAUAACAAGUAUGCGAUAUACACACGAAGAACGAAUGUUGAAGCAAGCAAAAACUGCGUACAGCGCAUUAGAUUCCUGUAGAUAUCCGAUGGCGAUUUGAUUAUUUAGUCAGAACGAACCAAAGUUACUAAUCUAAUUACCAAAUGAGAAGUACGAAUGCUAAGAGUUUACAAAAUGAUUCGUAGAAAUAUUUUGUAUUAGCACUUGUAAUUUGUAAUAUUGCUCAGAACGGUUGCCCUUUUUUGUGGAUAACUAGCGGAAUCUAAUGGAGAACGAAGCGUCAAAAUGAUUCAACGAGAUUUACAUUGACAAGCGCGAAUUUGCCAUGUGGAAGCUGUGUGUGAAUGGGAUUUUGUUUGUGCUGAUUGUUUUAAAUGUAAAUGGAAAUGUAACAACGCGCAAAUGUUGAAUAUGAGCGAAUCGCUUUCGGUUCUUACGCGUUUGAUUUCAGAAAGAAAUUCUCGUUGCUGAAUCAGACAUCAUGCUACAAAUCCAAGCGUGUAUAAAUUUGUAAACACGUGUUGAGAAACUAUAGCGCUUCGACGAUUAAUUUGGUGCUUUGUUGUUCGAACGCAUAUGAUUAAUCACAAGGAAAAUCUUGGGAAAAUGAACUCUCAAAUGGGAAACAGAAACGAGUGUAAUAAAUUGUAUAUGUUAUUCAUAACCGUAGCGCGAUUGGUUUCGAUACUUUUGCAAGAACGAAAGAUUUAAUGUAUUUGACGAGAGUUUGCCCGAGAGUUAUUGAGGAGCGCAAAUGCUAAAAAUAUUCUUAUGUUAAAAUGUAACAACUAAUUAUUGAUAAUAUUUUGUUCGGUGGAAAAUCUCCGGCGAAUAAUUGCAACCUCAAGCGUGGUCUUGUUUCGUUUGAGCUUGAGUUUGCAAAUGUUCGUCUUGUAUCGUGAUUUUCUCAUUUUAUAGUUUAUGGAGUAUCAUUUGUUCGCGAUCGACGUUUCCGCGUUGACACAUAACAUCUUGCCUUGCCGUUGUUAUGUUUGACUCGCGACGAAGUAAAUGUGUUGUUAUAUUUUUGUUUCAAAGUUUUUGUUAAUUAUUAUAGUUUGUUGAUUUUCAUUGGAACUUUCAACACAUUCGAAAUUUAUUAAGUGGUGACGUCGAUCGUAUUUAGUUAAUCUAAAAAGCAAACAGUCAACUUACAGGAAAUUAGGAAUCAAACACGCGUCGAUGUCCAAACGCAUUUUAUGUUUGUCUGUAGGCGUUGUCUCUUUUUAAUUUUUCGUUGAAUUCGUCAUAUUACGGUAUCAAAUUUGAGAUGAAUUGAGAUAUGUUUAGUGCCUAUUUUCACUUAUUCGUAUGCCUUAACACUUAUUAUAUCAAUUACUCUUUCAAAAUAUGGUGUUGAACACGACAAUUUGUGAACAGAGCAAAGGAAGUGUUGGAAAACGAAGUGCAGUCAUGUUUCGGCUUGCAUUUUACAUGUAAUAAUGAGAAUUUAUACCAUAUAUCUUAGUGAUGCAAUUCAAAACACCUGUAUUUUGAGAGUAAAUUCAAAUAAAACAAUGCGGACACUAAUGAUAUUGUAAAUCAGAUUCAAACUGAAACUAUACGAAAUUAGAUAUAUUGAACAAAGAUGCAAAAAUAAUUGAAGGAAAUACAAUGCGAACAGAAUAAAGAACAUAAAUGUUAUUCCUUGCAA
Dalotia coriaria is the source of this 5265-nucleotide messenger RNA. RefSeq lists its product as uncharacterized. Lineage: Eukaryota; Metazoa; Arthropoda; Insecta; Coleoptera; Staphylinidae. The record is from RefSeq and is a predicted model, not a curated record. The transcript is spliced from 5 exons. Bases 574 to 2769 code for a protein of 731 amino acids.